AUGUAAUUUGAAUCACCUGGAUUCAAUUUUGACUUGGAAUAAGAACUUAAAGCAGAAUAAAAUGAAGACUUUGAGUAACAAUAUUUAGGUUUUUGUUUACGUUCAACCAAAAGGGAGACUUCAAUCAAUUAUCCUCACUUUUAUAGUUAAACUUAAAGUGUGAAAAGCAUUGAAGGAUAUGAUUAAUACAAUGUAAGAAAACUUGAGAAUAUUGCUUUGAAAAAGGCUCAGAAAAGUCCUUAAGAGUAAAGCAGAGCUCCUAUAAAUGUACCUAACUAUAAAUAACAUUCUACAGGAUCAAGUAUGAUGGCUUUCUUUUUACUUAAAAGGUUUUUAGAGAAACUUCAAAUUAAAAGAAGAAUGAUAGAGACAUUAAAUUAUACACAUCUAAAUCUAAUAGGAGAUAAAGCAUCUGAUAUGUAAAUAUAAGAAUUAUUAUAGUAAUGUAGUAAUUUAAUAUUCAAAAUCAAUUUAACGAGCUGGAUUCACACUCUAAGCAAUGAAAAAACUAUUUGAAAUGGAGUCAUAAAUUGAAGAAAAUAAAUUGGAAAAUUUGAAGCAAUUAUGCUAGAAUAUUAAAAAACAGAUAAUAAAAAUAUGUUAAACUAUAAUUAAUCUGAUUCCAUUAAUUUAACCUGAAUCACUUUUUAAAAUAUAUUGGGAUUUAUUUGCAGUGAUUUUUAGAAUUAUUUUAGUUAUAUUAAUACCUUUAGAAGUGUCAUUUCAUACUUAAAUAAUGUUUAUGAACAGUAGACCUCUUACAAUUUUAAUAUGUAUAGUAUUAAUAAUGGAUUUUUUUAUAAGAAUUAAUACAUAACACUAUCUAAAUGGUUAAGCAAUUAGAGAUAGAUGGAAAUUGAUAGUUUUACAAAUUAAAAAAUCAUUUUUAAUUGAUUUUAUGUCUAUAAUAGUAUUAAUGAUAUUUUUAUUAAAAAUACCUGAUGAUACUCAUUAUGAUUUAUUUACAUUAGUAACUUUAACAUAGUAUUCUUAUGUUUAUGAGAUACUUUCUAAAAGUGAAUAAUAUUCAUAUUUCACAAGACCUUAAAGAGGAAUAUUGGGAUUAUUGAAAUUGAUGGCAACUCUGUUUUAUAUUUUGCAUUUGUUUAGUUGUUUUUGGUUUUGGAUUUCUAGUUUAUAAAUUGAAGAUUCAUGGAUUGAUUUUAAAGACUUAACAAAUAAAUCAUGGUAAGUUCAAUAUUUGGAAGCUUUGUAUUUUGCUAUUGUGACUAUGUUGACUAUAGGAUAUGGUGAUAAUGUACCUAAAAAUUCAACAGAAAAAAUUGUAACAAUUAUUUUUAUUUUGGGUGCUUGUUUAUGGUUUUCUUACAGUGUAAAUUUUAUAGGAGGGAUAAUGAAUGAUAUUACUUAGAAUCAAGUUGAAAGAAAUUAAAAAAUGAGAGUAAUCAAUAAAUACAUGAAUAAAAGAAAUAUUCCCUAUGCAUUAUAACAUUAGUAAUACUUUUCAAUAUUCCUAUAAGAGUUAAAGAAUACCUAACAUAUCGUUGGAAGGAAGAUGAUGAAGUAGAUUUGGAAAUAGAAUAGACAUUAUUAGAUUAAUUAUCUGAUGAAUUAAAGGAGGAAUUGGAUAGACAAGCUCAUAAGGUUUUUAUUGAAAAAUCUAUAUUACUACAAAAGUUCUUUAGUUAAGAAUUUAGAAAUGCUUUAUUUAAAAGUAUUAAGAGGAAAAGUAUUAAUUUAAUUAAAUAUAUAAGUCAUACCUCCUGAAAAUACUUUCUAUAUUGAUUUUAAUGGAUAGCAUCAUUUAUGUUUUAUUGAAUAGGGACAUUUAUUAUAUUAGCAUAAAGAUCAAAAGUAAAGAUCGAAAAUGAAUACAAUAUUAGGUUUAGGAGAAUUUUUAUGUGUUAAAGAAUUUAUAGUAGAAGAUCCAGAUAUGGAAUUAUUUAAAGCUGUAGGGUAUGUAAGUUUGUUAGUGUUAUCAAAAUAAGAUUUCUUAUUAACUCUUAAGGAUUAUCCUGAUGACUUUUAAAAAUACUGUUAGUUAAAAGAUUCUAUUGUUAUGAAUGUUGAUUAAGAAAUUCUACAAAAAAGUGUAUAUUGUCCUGCAUGUCAAUAGUUUGGACAUACAUUAACCUUCUGUCCCUUCAUUUAACAUAAACCAAAUUAUGAAGUAACUAUUAAAAAACAUUAACUAUCUAAAAAUUAAUAGAGAUCUUAAUUUUAAAGAAAAAGAAAGAAAAAUGUAUUUCUUGCAUUAUAUGAAAAAGAUCUACUAGCAGAAUUUGCAAAAGCUUAUUCUUAUGAUAAUCAAUAGUCAAUUACUCAAUAACUUAAAAUAUUCUAUUAUAAUGAAUAAGAUUAAACUGAUUACAAUAUGAUGAUUGAUCCUUCAGCAUCAGUGGAUAUAUUUAAAGUUUCUUCUUUACUUCCUUAAUAUCCUCCUGAAACUUAAACUAAAUAAAUCGAUUUAUUAAGUAGUGUUAGAAUGGAUCAAAAACCUAUUAAGGAAUCUGAAGUUGAUAUUAAAGGAGAAUUAAGAUAAUAAUUAAAUCAAGGUAGAUUAAUAAGAAAAACAACUAUGUUUCCACCAAAUAAUAAUAAAUAAAUUAGAAAAAGUCCAACUAAUACUUUUACUAUUAAGUAGGUACAAGAUGAAGAUUGGGAAGAAAACUUUUAAAUAUAAGGAUUUCUAAAUAAUCAUAAUGACAACAUUGUUCAUGUUUAUAAUAAAUUAAAUAAAUAAGAUAUUGAAGAUCCUAUUAUAAAAAAGGCAAUUUUAUAAAUUGAACCAUUAUUUUGGAAAUUAAAUCAAAAAGUCCUUGAUGAUUUUGAAGCGAUAAGAAACUAUGACUAUUAUUAUUAAUAAUAUAAUGCUGAAAAAAUUAUAGAUUAAGCUAAUAAAAAUAUCCAUCAUUGGUAGAAAGAUAUCAUAGAUAAAAUGCAAAAGUUUAUGCUUUUCCCAUUUAAUUAUAUUCUUAAAUAUUUAAAAUUGAGAAGAAACAGAAUGAACUAAGCCAUCAUUGAAAAAGGAAAUAAAUUUAAAAGAAUUAAAAAUAAAUUAAGAAUGAUGCAAUUGAGAAGUCAAAUUUAAUAGAAAAAAAUUUCAACUUCAUCUAAUAAGAUAAUAAGAUUUGGUUAAAUCGUGCCUUAAAAAAUUCUGUCUCAAGACUCAAUAAUUAUUUGA
Paramecium sonneborni is the source of this 3145-nucleotide messenger RNA. The record is from the annotation of a GenBank genome assembly. Lineage: Eukaryota; Ciliophora; Oligohymenophorea; Peniculida; Parameciidae.